Molecule: messenger RNA, 1288 nt
Organism: Hyaloscypha bicolor E
Lineage: Eukaryota; Fungi; Ascomycota; Leotiomycetes; Helotiales; Hyaloscyphaceae
Product: 30S ribosomal protein-like protein S7
Exons: 3
Coding region: 33-1031 (332 amino acids)
Biological process (GO): translation; ribosomal small subunit assembly
Cellular component (GO): ribosome
Molecular function (GO): rRNA binding; structural constituent of ribosome; mRNA binding
Source: RefSeq, a predicted model, not a curated record
GAUGACGAGACGACAGCUUAACAACCUUCACUAUGUCUCCAAGAUUGAACUUAUUUGGCGCAAGCCGAUCGCUUGUUAUAAGGGCAAGGCCUUCAAUUACCUCCCAUCAAUCUUGGAUUCUACCAGUGGUGUCACGGAGAGGCUUUGCAGACGAGAAGGGCCCGAAUGCUCCAAAAGGCCCCAAUGAAAAUGCUCUUGGGCAUGUCAGCGAAGAAGCUGCUGAUAUGAGCAAUAUAAUGGGGGAGACAGGACCUGACUUGGGUCAAGGAACUCCUGUACAAGAUAUUCUCAAGCGUGACAAAGAGGGCAGGGGCAAGGCUCCAGAAGUUAUUAAGGAGGAAAUGGAUGGCAACAAAGCAGACUCAACCUCAUUCGCGAAUUUGCUCUCACUGGGACAACUGGAGAGCAUCGCAGCUGGCGGCCAUGGCACAGAUCCAGUCACGGUAGACACUGUGGGUCACAAGUACGCGCUGCCCGACCUACCAUUACCCAAGAAUGCCAAUUUCAAGUACCGUUAUGAUCCAAUUGUUGCCCAAGUUACAAAUCUCCUGAUGAAGGAUGGCAAACUGAGCGUUGCCCAGAGGAAUAUGUCAUUCAUUCUAAACCACCUCCGAACCGCCCCUCCGCCAGUCCCUAAUCCCGUUCGACCUCUCCUCCCAGGUGCUCCGCCGCCAACCCAUCUACCUCUCAACCCAAUCGGCUAUCUAACUGUUGCCAUCGACUCGGUAGCCCCGCUUCUCCGCAUCCGUUCUCAAAGGGGUGCAGCUGGUGGUGGAGCCGCAUUACAGAUUCCAGUGCCUCUCGGCCUGCGGCAAAGGAGACGCCAGGCUGUACAAUGGAUUCUCGAUGCUGCGAACAAGAGGAAAUCACGGGGGAGUGGAAAGAAUCAAUUUGCGUUGCGGGUUGCGGAUGAGAUUAUAAACGUGGUCGAGGGGAAAAGUUCUGUUUGGGAGAAGAGGCAAUUGGUACACAAAACUGGGACAUCAGCGAGAGCAAACCUGAAUUAUAAGCCAGGUGGAUUCAGGAGAUGAUGCAUGUUUAUGUUUGGUGUAUUAUACUCAAAAUAUAUGGCAAGAAUUGCUAAUGCAAUGACACGGCAACUCAACUAUUUUUGGCGACGAGGAGAUCCGCCAGGAAACGCUACGGAGGUCAUCUGUAAGGGAUAUGUAAGUACGUUUCUUGAUAAUGUUGGGACAUUCGACUCGAUCCUCCCAAACAGGUCACCCUUUAGAAGGGACUAGCGUUUUGCAGAGACUAGCCUUAAGCCUUUCAAAGAACCAGCCUUCAG